AUGAAUGUCGUGCAGGCUGUCAAGCAGUACAUAUCUAAGAUGAUCGAGGAGAGUGGACCAGGGAUGAAGGUAUUGCUGAUGGACAAAGAAACUACCCCAAUUGUGAGCAUGGUGUUUGCCCAGUCAGAGAUCUUACAGAAAGAAGUAUACUUAUUUGAAAGGAUCGAUGCGGCUGCUCGAGAAACAAUGAAACAUUUGAAAUGCAUUUGUUUCCUACGGCCGACCAAGGAAAAUGUACAACAACUCUCCCAAGAAUUGCGCGUUCCAAAAUAUGGUUUAUAUUAUAUAUAUUUCAGUAAUGUUAUAAGUAAACAAGAUGUGAAGGUGUUGGCUGAAGCAGAUGAUCAUGAAGUAGUCAGAGAAGUGCAGGAGUUUUUCGGAGAUUACAUUGCUGUGAAUCCACAUUUAUUUUCCCUAAAUAUUGUUGGGUGUUGUCAGGGCUGUACAAGUUGGUUACCCAAAUCCUUGUCCCGAACUGUGCAAGGCUUAACCUCAGUGCUUCUUUCUCUAAAGAAAUGUCCCAUGAUUCGCUAUCAAAACUCAUCAGAAAUGGCACGAAGACUUGCUGAAAAUGUACGGCAAGUCAUUAACAAGGAAGCUGCUUUGUUUGAAUUCAGAAAAACAGACGUGACCCCUCUGCUUCUUAUUUUGGAUCGCCGUGACGAUGCUGUCACUCCCCUUCUGAAUCAAUGGACUUACCAAGCAAUGGUUCAUGAGCUGCUCACCAUUAAUAACAACCGUAUCAACCUUUCGGGAGUGCCUGGCAUCUCUCGGGACCUGCAGGAAGUGGUCCUCUCUGCUGAACAUGAUGACUUCUAUGCGAACAAUUUGUACAUGAACUUUGGAGAAAUAGGCAACAAUAUCAAACAACUCAUGGAGGAAUUCCAGAAGAAAUCAAAGAGCCAUGCCAAAGUAGAAUCCAUUGCAGAUAUGAAGGCUUUUGUAGAAAAUUAUCCCCAAUUUAAAAAGAUGUCAGGUACAGUGUCAAAGCAUGUGACUGUGGUUGGUGAAUUAUCCCGGUUAGUGGGAAUGCAUAAUUUGUUGGAAAUCUCAGAAUGUGAACAAGAACUGGCCUGCCAGAAUGAUCAUUCUGCUUCACUGCAGAAAGUCAAGAAUCUUUUGAACAAAGAAAAGAUCAGAGACAUUGACAUGCUCCGUUUGGUGAUGCUCUAUGCUUUGCGCUAUGAGAAACACAGUAGUAAUGAAAUUGCAGGACUUGUGGACAUUCUACGGAAAAAGGGACUUAAUGAAAAAUAUCGUUCGAAAGUUCAAUCACUGCUUGAUUAUGGAGGAGCAAAUGCAAGGGGAAGUGAUUUAUUUGAGAAUGAAGACCCUGUUGCCAUAACAAAGAGAUUCCUGAAAGGUUUAAAGGGAGUGGAAAAUGUUUACACCCAACACAAACCACUCUUUCAUUCCAUCCUUGACCAACUCAUUAAAGGAAAAUUAAAAGAAUCUAGUUAUCCAUAUUUAGGUACUGGACAACUCAAAGAUCGACCUCAGGACAUAAUUGUCUUUAUCAUUGGAGGCACCACAUAUGAAGAAGCUCUGUCAGUACACAGUCUCAACCGAUCUAUACCAGGUGUGCGUAUAGUUCUUGGAGGAACGACAGUGCAUAACUAUAAAAGUUUUUUGGAAGAAAUCUCACAAGCUGUUCAAGGCCAGACUCCAACUCGCUACAGCAAUCAUCCGCGAUGGUGA
Acanthosepion pharaonis is the source of this 1698-nucleotide messenger RNA. Lineage: Eukaryota; Metazoa; Mollusca; Cephalopoda; Sepiida; Sepiidae. The record is from the annotation of a GenBank genome assembly.